UCGGCAGUGACCUCAUCAGACCUGUCGAGGACCUCACGCUGACUCAGAGGAGGGCAGGUGUGCACUGGCCAUGAGAUUCAUCCUUCUGUUCUUGCUCCUGAUCCUGGGGGUCUUCUCCCUCAGCCAGGCCCAAGGUACAUAUGAGGACUGCUGUCUGCGCUAUGCAAAGGCGCCGAAACAUAAUCUCCUGAAAAAAGUGUCCAGCUACAGAAAACAGGAACUGGACGGAGGCUGUAACCUCCCAGCCGUAGUGUUCAAACUAAAAGGGGGUCGACUGUUGUGUGCUAACCCCAAAUUAAAGUGGGUGGUCAGUCUGCAGACGAAGCUUGACAACAAAUGGCGCAAACCCAGCAUGGACAAAAAACCCACAAGGAAGAAGGGUUCAAGUGGUUAAACGUGAACAAGGGUUACCUGGUCUCCAGACAGAAGCGUCUGCAGAGCUUGUGCUUGGAGUGCUGUUGAAUCUAGUGUGCAUUUUGGCCAGGACAUGACUGAGUUAUCAGCACUUUCCACGUACUGUCACUAACUCUCCCUAUAGCUGUGUGCAAAGAGUUUGAUGAGGCUCCGUGUUCUGCAUUACUACGCUAUCGAGUGAUAAAACAUGAUUAUAAACAUUCACUAUUUUUAUGGCCAACUGCUUCACAAUAGCUGAUAACAAAACGAUCCACAUGUGGGUGGAACAGUUUUGCAAUCCAAUCAAACAUUCUGUCUAGUUCCUCAUGAUAUGACAUUGUGAGCUUGUAAGUGAUGAGCGUAUCAUUAGUUUAUAUAUUCAUUUCAUUCGUGCCAUUUCAAUACUUAUGCAUUACUGCCAUUUAUGUUGAAGUCAUGAUAUUAGAAAAUGUUUUUAGUUUAGAAUAAGUGUAACUUUGCUGAGUAUCUUUAGAAUAAGGAAUCACUGUUUUUUGCUUUAGUAAAAAAAUAUAAUUUGUGUCGCAUUCACUUUUUCCAGUCUAUUGAGAAUGUAAAUUUAUUGCAACAGUAAGUCUGUAAAUGUUCAACUAUUGCACGUCUGAGUCACUGUUAUGGGAAUUUCCUUUCUUAAUAUUAUUGAUGCUUUUCAGAUAAAGUAUUUUUAUAUUGCAAGUCAAUAUAUGUAUG
Electrophorus electricus (electric eel) is the source of this 1101-nucleotide messenger RNA. RefSeq names its product chemokine (C-C motif) ligand 25a (gene ccl25a). Gene Ontology annotation, cellular component: extracellular region. Lineage: Eukaryota; Metazoa; Chordata; Actinopteri; Gymnotiformes; Gymnotidae. The record is from RefSeq and is a predicted model, not a curated record. Gene Ontology annotation, molecular function: chemokine activity. Gene Ontology annotation, biological process: immune response.